CAUAAAUAUUUUUGGAAAUGUGAUGUGCCUCAAACCUAGUAUCUAUCGGGCUGGAUAUCAGAGGGGUUUCACUUCCAAGCUAUCCUGGUUAAGAUCCAGCAAAUGGAGAAGACACGUGUGGUUAUAUUAAUUCUUUUAACUGCUUCAGGGAUCCUGACUCAGAAGGAUAUGGAUGGCAAGGUGUUUCUUAUGCCCAGAGAGACCAGUACAUCUUACGUGCGUCUGUACCCAAUGAGAAACGGUCCGAUCGCCAACCUCACAGUUUGCCUCAAAUGCCAUACAGAUCUGGCACGGACUUAUACUCUUUUCUCUUUGGCAACCUCAAGCAAAUACAAUGACUUCCUCAUGUUUCAUUAUACCAACAGGUUUUCAAUAUAUGUUGGAAACCAACAAUUGUUUUUUAAUAUACCAAGCACCGUGGAACUGAGGAGCAUCUGUGUGAGCUGGGGGUCGCUGAGUGGAGAAGUGGUUUUGUGGAUCAAUGGCAAUCCAUAUCCGAGAAAGAUGUUUAUGAAAGGGUACAGAGUCGGUGCCAACCCCAUCAUUAUCAUUGGACAGGAACAGGAUAAUUAUGGGGGUGGGUUUGAUGCUUCUCAGUCUUUUGUUGGAGAGAUAAGUGAUGUUCACAUGUGGGAUCGAGUUCUUAGUUCUCAGGACCUUAUGGAUGUUCUUUAUAACAGUAACAUAUCAGGGAAUGUAAUUAACUGGCAAAACUUAACCUAUGAAACCAAAGGUGAAGUCCUGGUGCUUCCACAACUGUGCAAAUUGAAUUACAAACCUGACUGUUGUAAUAUUCCCUCAUAAGGACAUUUUACAAAAUUCUCCAUGUGUCAAGCACCUUCACCUGUCACUGCACACAUAGAGCAGGUUUUGGCCCUAAAAUGCACAAACAUUUUUAGGCCAAAACUGCCAUAUGAAGGGACAUCAAGUAAAUGGAAUAGCAUGAGGCAGAGGCAGUAAAGGUCAGGGGGGUUUUCUUCCUGCAGAACAUUUGCCAUGUUCCCUUGGACUUAAAGGGAUACUGUCAUGGGAAAACUUUAUGCAUCAGUUAAUAGUGCUGCUCCAGUAGACUUCUAAACU
This is a messenger RNA of Xenopus laevis (African clawed frog), 1080 nucleotides long. It is a transcript of the gene apcs.2.S, whose product is annotated as mucosal pentraxin-like. The transcript has 3 exons. Lineage: Eukaryota; Metazoa; Chordata; Amphibia; Anura; Pipidae. The coding region runs from base 103 to 804 and encodes 233 amino acids. The record is from RefSeq and is a predicted model, not a curated record.